CCUGACUCUGCACGAACCACACAGCAUGGUUGUUGUCGGUUUCUUCUCUUUCGCCGACGAUUCUUGUUGACAUCGGGAAGAAGGAAGUUGUCCCGUCUUAGAUUGAUAAGACUGGAAUUAUUCAACCAAACUAACCAACACGGUGUGGACUCGUGCUGUUAGCUGGUUUCAUCAUGUUGAAGGUUGGCACCAGAGUUUGUCAUCAUUGCCAGCGGAGCCACACUUACUCGGCCCUCAUCCAUUCCCACAAGAAAACCACGUGGUCAUCGAAGCGAAUCCGCAAGACAUUCUUAGAUUAUUUCUGUGAAGAGAACGGCCAUCAGUUUGUGAAGUCAUCAUCUGUGAUCCCCACGAAGGCAGCUGGUACUUAUUUUACCAAUGCAGGAAUGAACCAAUUCAAACCGAUAUUCCUCGGAGACCGUAACAUCAGCAGUGAGAUGGCUCAUUACAAGACAGCUGCCAAUAGUCAAAGAUGCAUUCGGGUUGGUGGGAAACAUAAUGAUUUAAAUGAUGUUGGCAAAGAUCUUUACCACCACACCUUCUUUGAGAUGUUGGGCAAUUGGUCCUUCGGAGAUUAUUUUAAGAAAGAAGCAUGUCAUCUGGCCCUGAAAUUGCUGACUGAUGUCUACAGAAUCCCCUUGGAUCGACUUUAUUUCACUUAUUUUGCUGGUAAUAAACAUCUUUCUCUUUUGCCCGACUUGGAAACUAAAGAGAUUUGGCUUCAACUCAGGAUUCCAGCGGAGAGGAUUUUACCAUUUGAUGUGAAGGACAAUUUCUGGGAAAUGGGCAACACGGGGUCAUGUGGCCCUUGCACAGAAAUCCAUUAUGACCACAUUGGCCAUAGAGAUGCUGCUCAUUUGGUCAACACUGGAUCUUCGGAUGUUGUGGAAAUAUGGAAUCUGGUAUUCAUGGAGUACAAUCGAAUGACUGACCAAAGUUUGCAGAAACUCCCCAGACAACAUGUAGACACAGGGCUUGGACUGGAGCGGUUGUGUUCAGUUCUGUCUGGUUCCAAAGACAAUUACAGCUCAGAUUUGUUUCAAGGAAUAUUUAACAGAAUUCACAAGGCGAGUGGUUCUGCUCAGUAUAUCGGUAAGACUGGAACGGCGGAUGUUGGUGGCAGAGACGAGGCCUACAGGAUUGUGGCUGACCAUAUAAGGAUGUCAACAAUAGCCAUUGGUGAUGGCUUGUUACCUAGCAGGGAUGGCUUAGGACACAAACUGCGCCAUGUCAUCCACCGAGCCCUCCACCAGGCCCACACCAUCUUCCAGGCCCCAACUGGAUUCUUUGGCUCCUUGGUCAAUGAUGUCGCGGAAUCAUUGGAAGAAGUCUUCCCGGAAUGUUUCCAAGAUAAAACAAUGAUCCAAGAGAUUCUGGACCAAAGUGAGCGGCAUUACUUGGAGAUGUUACAGGAUGGUUACCAUUCUUUUGAGAGACUUCUCAACAAACUUGGUUCUCAACAGUUCACUGAUGAAAACAUCAUCCAGUUAGCUGAGGGCCGGUUCGGUCGACCGGUCCCUGUCGAUGUUCUGUGCAAUAUUGCAUGGGAGAGAGGUUACCAGGUGGACGUUGAUAAAAUUCAGGAAGACUUUUUAAAACGACAGCUUCAACCCAGUUUAGAGAAACCAGCUGUACCAAAUGUUCUGGAUCCUGACCUAAUAGCAAAGCUUCAGGAAUCUUCCAUUUUGACCACAGAUGACCACUACAAAUACCUCUACACCAGCACUAAUGGUGUUUACAGUUUUACCGAUGUCCCUGACAGCUGCGUGGUGGCUUUGAUCCAUAACAAUUCUUUGACUGAGAAGGUUUCUGCUGGAGACAAGUGUGCUAUUCUUUUGAACAAGACAUCUUUCUAUGCCGAGGCUGGAGGUCAACAGUCUGACCUGGGUCACAUUGUUGCAAAGAAGACAGGUGCGAAGUUCCAGGUAACCAGCGUACAACAGAUGCAGAAUUAUGUACUACACUUUGGCCAGGUGCAAGAAGGCAGUUUCAGGAAGCAGGAUUUGGUGGGCUUGCAACUGGAACAGGAUGUGAGACAAGGCUGUAUGUGCAACCACACGGCCACACAUUUAUUGAACUCUGCCUUGCAACAAAUCCUUACUUCUCAAGUCCGACAACUUGGUUCUUCUGUCACGGAACACAAAUUCACGUUCGAUUUCUCCUGCUUGGAAGAGAUGUCUGCUGAGAAGUUAAGCACCAUCGAGAAAAUGGUUCAGUCUGUGAUCAGGCACCAGCUGCCAGUUUACAGACAAGAACUUAAAAAGACGGAAGUUAUGGCACUGGACUGUGUCACCCACAACCCCAACGAGAUUUACCCUGACUAUGUCUCCCUAAUCAGUGUGGGGCUACCCAUCAAUGAACUGAGGUCAGUUCCGCCCUCUGAACAAUCUAAAUAUUCCCAGGAACUCUGUACCGGCACACAUGUCCACAACACGAGUGAUAUCGGCCAGUUUAUCAUCACCAACUUCUCUGGUGUAUCACACAGCACUAAGCGAAUGACAUGCAUUACAGGAAGACUGGCUGCUGAUGCCAUCAAGAACUUGUCUGAAAUCGAGAAACUAUUCGAACAGUUAAAGAUGUCUCUUGUAAAGAAAGAAGAUGGAGACAGUUUGGAGCAGCAGUUAAAGGCGAUCUAUGCAAUGUUGGGUAAACAACUCCUACCCAAGGUGAGUCGUGACAGGCUAAAGACCAACGUCACUUUAUUACAAGAGAAAAUCCGACAGAUAAGGAAUGCAGAUGCCAGUUCAAAUCUUGCUAUGGCCAUGAAGAAGAAACUGGAUGAGAAAGGGUCAGCCCAGUAUGUUAUAUGUCACACUGACUUUGAUGGACCUCGGCAGGUGAGAAAAGCCCUGAGGCACCUGCAUCUUACCUGCCCAAUUGUAGCUGUUUCUUCUCUCAAACAAAACCUGUCAGUUGCUAUAGUUACACCAAAGGACUGGAAUAGAGCAGUGAAUGCAUCUGCCAUUGGACAGCACCUGGGCCAAGUGUGUGGAGGAAAGGGUAAGAUCAGCAAAGAGGUAAAACCCGGUGACCCUCCGAUGUAUUUUAUCACAAUGAAGGGCUCCACCGACUUGGAAACUGUCCUGUCCGAAGCUAAUAAUUACCUACACAACAUCACUGUCGAAACCCAGGAAGAAUAUUUACGUUGACCCCCACCCAUGGACAUUAUUUUUAACAACGCCAACUUGGACACUGACCUGUUUAAAACUUGUAGCUAUUUUCCUAUAGGUCAAAUGGUUUAUUUGGCAGGGGGUAGUUGUGAGGUUAAUGAAGAGCAGUAAUGGUCAGGUCAAGAGAUCAAAACUUACUACAGUCAUUGUAUCAUGUUCUUGAGCAAGACACAUAACUCUACUUUCCCCAGUUUAUUUUACUGAACAAAUAAAAGUGCUGUGUUUCUA
Molecule: messenger RNA, 3398 nt
Organism: Octopus sinensis (East Asian common octopus)
Lineage: Eukaryota; Metazoa; Mollusca; Cephalopoda; Octopoda; Octopodidae
Product: alanine--tRNA ligase, cytoplasmic-like
Exons: 23
Coding region: 174-3149 (991 amino acids)
Biological process (GO): tRNA modification; alanyl-tRNA aminoacylation
Cellular component (GO): cytoplasm; mitochondrion
Molecular function (GO): nucleic acid binding; aminoacyl-tRNA deacylase activity; ATP binding
Source: RefSeq, a predicted model, not a curated record